Messenger RNA from Xylona heveae TC161, 4548 nucleotides. Its product is annotated as putative ABC transporter. Gene Ontology annotation, molecular function: ABC-type transporter activity; ATP binding; ATP hydrolysis activity. The record is from RefSeq and is a predicted model, not a curated record. Gene Ontology annotation, cellular component: membrane. Lineage: Eukaryota; Fungi; Ascomycota; Xylonomycetes; Xylonales; Xylonaceae. The coding region runs from base 28 to 4506 and encodes 1492 amino acids. Gene Ontology annotation, biological process: xenobiotic detoxification by transmembrane export across the plasma membrane. The transcript is spliced from 11 exons.
CGCCAUUAGUUGCAUGGCACAAACCACAUGUCUUUAGUAGGGAAUGUGAACAUGGAGGGGGAUGACCCCUCCAGGGCAACCGCCCAAGCCGCUUCUCGCCUACAACAUGGCGGCGAGAUUGGACGAGAGCCGUCAUACUCCAGCGAGUCGAGUCCCGACGAAAUAGAUGAGAAGGCCCAAGAAGAGGAGCGUGCCAGCCGAAUCCAGAGCCUGGCCCGGCAACUGACGACCGGCUCGACCGCAGGACCAGUCGAUCUGUUUCACGGAAACCGAGAUCCGCAACUAGACCCAAGUUCCGAGGAUUUCAAUCCCAAAGCUUGGUAUCGUGCCCUCUUCCAGAUCUUUUCUCGCGACCCUGAAAAGUUCCCCCAGCGGACGGCCGGUAUUGCUUUUCGAAACUUGGGCGUCUACGGCUUUGGCACGCCCACCGACUACCAAAAAGAUGUGGGCAAUGUCAUUCUCGGAGCCGUUGGAAUUGCAAAGAAUUUGCUCGGAAUCGGAAAGCGGAAGAUUCAGAUUUUGAGAAACUUUGAGGGGCUGUUGGACAGUGGCGAGAUGCUCGUUGUCCUGGGUCGACCGGGAAGUGGAUGCUCAACUUUAUUGAAGACCAUUUCUGGAGAGACGUACGGUUUCCAGAUCGACUCAGAAUCUUAUAUAAAUUAUCAGGGUAUCUCCGCAAAACAGAUGCAUGGGCAGUUUCGAGGCGAGGCCAUCUAUACCGCUGAAACCGAUGUGCAUUUUCCUCAAUUGACCGUUGGUCAAACCCUAUCCUUUGCCGCUCGCGCCCGCGCCCCUCGUCAUAGUGUUGAGGGUCUUUCCCAGCGCGAAUACUCCGAGCACAUGAAAGACGUCAUGAUGGCCAUGUUUGGUCUCACACACACUGUCAACACGCGUGUUGGAAAUGACUUCAUUCGCGGUGUCAGUGGUGGAGAGCGAAAACGUGUGAGUAUCUCGGAAGCUGCGCUGAGCGGCAGUCCAAUGCAGUGCUGGGAUAACAGCACCCGUGGCUUGGAUAGUGCCAACGCGAUUGAGUUUUGUAAAACUCUCCGUCUAUCCACGGAGCUCGCUGGUACCACGGCAUGUGUGGCAAUCUACCAGGCUCCUCAAUCCGCCUACGAUAUUUUCGACAAGGUUAUUGUGCUCUAUGAAGGCCGUCAGAUCUAUUUUGGCCAUACGACUGAAGCCAAGGAGUUCUUCACAAAUAUGGGAUUCGAAUGCCCAGACCGACAAACAACGGCCGAUUUCUUGACAUCGUUGACCAGCCCGGCUGAGCGCAUUGUUAGGCCGGGAUACGAGAAUAGGGUGCCUAGAACUCCUGACGAAUUUGCCGCUGCCUGGCAAAACAGUCCGGAGCGGGCGCAACUCCUGCGAGAUAUUGAAGAGUACGAACGCAGAUUUCCGAUUGGCGGCGAGCACUAUGAACAAUUUGUUGCGUCGAGACGAGCGCAACAAGCCAAGCACCAGUCAAUCAAAUCUCCAUACACUCUUUCGGUACCCCAGCAGGUAGCCCUUUGCAUGGACCGUGGCUUCCAACGUCUUCGGGGUGAUAUGAGUCUAACCUUGACCUCUGCCAUCGGUAAUUGUAUCAUGGCCUUGGUCAUUGGUAGUGUGUUCUACAACCUCCACGAUGACACAGGCAGCUUCUAUUACAGAGGAGCCUUGCUCUUCUUCGCCAUUCUCAUGAAUGCAUUUGCAAGCUUUUUGGAGAUCUUGACAUUAUAUGCACAACGUCCAAUUGUCGAAAAACAUGCACGAUAUGCGCUUUACCACCCAUUUGCCGAGGCUAUUUCGUCAAUGCUUUGUGAUUUGCCAAAUAAAAUCAUCACGGCCAUUGUGUUCAACCUGACGCUCUAUUUCCUGACAAACCUACGUCGAACACCGAGCGCUUUCUUCAUCUUCUUCCUCUUCAACUUUGUUGUUACGCUUACAAUGUCCAUGCUUUUCCGGACUAUUGGCUCUCUAUCGAAAACGCUUGCGCAAGCCAUGGCGCCGGCGGCACUUCUAAUUCUCGCACUGAUCAUCUUCACUGGCUUUACGAUUCCAACUCGCGACAUGCUUGGAUGGUCGCGAUGGAUCAAUUAUCUCGAUCCUAUCGCAUACGCCUUUGAAAGCUUAAUGGUCAAUGAAUUCCACCAUCGGCGCUUCCCCUGUGCCCAAUUUAUCCCGUCAAUGGGUCCUUAUGACCAUGUCGGGGCUUUGAAUCAUGUUUGCUCUACGACUGGAUCUGUUCCUGGUCAAGGGUUCGUGGAAGGCGACGCCUAUAUCAAUACCAGCUUUAAGUAUUACAGGAAGAAUCUCUGGAGGAAUCUUGGCAUUCUCUUUGCCUUCAUGGUGUUCUUCUGUGGCGUCUAUCUUUUCGCAACCGAGUACGUCGCUGCUCAGAAAUCAAAGGGUGAAGUUCUUCUGUUCCGACGGGGCCACAAAUCGGCAGUCACGAAGAAACGGUCUGUCGAUGAUGAAGAAUCGGCGGAGCAUGUGGCAACCUCUCCUGGCGCAGCAGUUGAAAAAGGCGGACAUGGCUCAGAAGACGCCGUUGCCACGAUCCAGAAACAAACUGCCGUUUUCCACUGGUCAGAUGUGUGCUACGACAUCAAGAUCAAGGGCCAACCUCGAAGAAUCUUGGAUAAUGUGGAUGGAUGGGUCAAACCUGGAACACUGACCGCUUUGAUGGGUGUUUCGGGCGCCGGCAAAACAACGCUUCUAGACGUACUCGCUACGCGUGUAACCAUGGGAGUUGUUUCGGGUGAGAUGCUAGUAGAUGGUCAACAUCGCGAUGCAUCCUUCCAACGUAAAACUGGUUAUGUUCAACAGCAAGAUCUACACCUUGCCACAAGCACCGUUAGAGAGGCUCUUAAUUUCAGCGCACUUCUCCGCCAGCCCGCUAGUACGCCACGAGCUGAAAAACUGGCAUAUGUCACUGAGGUCAUUAAACUUCUGGAGAUGGAAGAAUAUGCCGAUGCCGUCGUUGGUGUGCCAGGUGAAGGUCUCAAUGUCGAACAACGCAAGCGUCUUACGAUUGCCGUCGAACUGGUUGCCAAGCCUCAGCUCCUCCUCUUUCUGGAUGAACCUACUUCGGGUCUGGACAGUCAAACAUCAUGGUCUAUUUGUGAUCUCAUGGAGAAGCUUACCAAACACGGUCAAGCUAUUUUGUGUACCAUCCACCAACCUUCGGCCAUGCUGUUUCAGCGAUUUGAUCGUCUCUUGUUCCUCGCCAAAGGAGGAAGGACUGUCUACUUUGGUGAAAUUGGCAAGAACUCGUCUACCCUGACAAACUAUUUCGAGAAAAAUGGCGCCUCGCCCUGCCCGCCUACGGCAAACCCUGCUGAAUGGAUGUUGGAAGUUAUCGGCGCAGCACCGGGUUCACACAGCGAUGUUGAUUGGCCCGUGGUCUGGAACGAGAGCCCAGAGCAUGCUGAUGUUAAGCGCCAACUUGCUGAGAUGAAGGAAGAGCUCCCAAAGACUGCUUCGCCUGUUUUUUCGACGUCUGACAAGCUCAGCUAUCGGGAGUUUGCUGCUCCUUUCUCGGAGCAAUUCAUGGAAUGCAGUAAACGUGUGUUUUCUCAGUACUGGAGGACUCCCAACUACAUUUACUCGAAGCUCGCUCUAUGUAUUUUCACCGCUCUUUUUAUUGGUUUCUCAUUCUUCAAUGCCCCAAACAGCAUGCAAGGAUUGCAAAACCAAAUGUUCGCCAUUUUCAUGUUGAUGACCAUUUUCGGUAAUCUGGUUCAGCAGAUCAUGCCACAUUUUGUCACUCAGCGCGCGCUUUAUGAAGCUCGUGAACGGCCAGCCAAGUGCUAUUCAUGGAAAGCCUUUAUGCUCUCCAAUAUUCUUGUUGAGUUGCCCUGGCAAACUCUCAUGGCUGUUAUCAUGUUCUUCUGUUGGUAUUAUCCGAUUGGCAUGUAUCGCAACGCAAUCCCUACGCAUGCCGUCCACGAACGCGGGGCUCUGAUGUUCCUCUACAUCUGGGUGUUCCUCUUGUUUACCUCGACUUUUACACACAUGAUUGUCGCUGGUAUUGAGCUUGCCGAAACCGCAGGAAAUGUCGCUCAGCUUCUAUUCUCAUUGACUUUGAUCUUUUGCGGUGUUCUUGCUGGUCCAACAGUUCUUCCUGGUUUCUGGAUCUUCAUGUAUCGCGUCUCCCCGUUUACCUAUAUGGUGAGCGGCAUUUUAUCAACUGGUGUGGGCAACACGAAAGUCGUGUGCUCAGACAUUGAACUGGUUCACUUUGAACCCCUUUCGGGUCAAAGUUGUGGCCAGUACAUGAAAGAUUACAUUCGCGGUUUUGGCGGAUAUCUGACGAACCCAGACGCGACGAGCGGCUGCAAUUUCUGCCAGGUUUCCGAAACAAACAUUUUCUUGAAGCAGGUCAGCUCCGACUUUAGCGAUCGUUGGAGGAACUUUGGCCUCAUGUGGGUCUAUGUUAUCUUCAACAUUGCCGCCGCCCUCUUCCUCUACUGGCUUGCCCGUGUGCCCAAGAAGUCCCGGGGCAAGAAGAAGGAGGAAUGAAGUGGUGGAUUGGAGUUUUUUUUUUUUUUUUUUUUUUUUUUU